Molecule: messenger RNA, 339 nt
Organism: Adineta ricciae
Lineage: Eukaryota; Metazoa; Rotifera; Eurotatoria; Adinetida; Adinetidae
Source: the annotation of a GenBank genome assembly
AUGUAUCUUAUUAAUUGGAUCCGCUCGUCGAGAAAGAACGAGAAAUUGUAUUCACAUAGCGAGCUUAAUACAAACUGUAUUGCUCUUUUUCUGAUUUUGAUUAUUUCGAAAUGUCAUGCAUCAUAUCCACUGUUUGGUGAACUACCAGUUCCUCAACGUCCUGCAAAGUUUGCGACGAAGAAUGAUGUAGAUCGUUAUGUUAAUCGAAUGAAACAAUAUUAUGAAACAAUGAAGCAUUUAAGAUAUUGGCGUCGAUCUAUCGAUCAAUCGGAUGAAGAAUAUGACGACUCACUAGAAGAUCUCAUUCAACAAUACAAAAGUCUAAAUAAUAAACGCUAA